AUGCCAAACUCGGAGUACGUCGACAACAAGUUGUCGACUGUUCAAACCUUUCACAAGGACGAUGCAAAGAAGAUCUCAAAAAUGUUUGCGCAGAUUCUGGAAGAUGACCGGACAAAUUAUGGCCAAGUCAACAUUGAGGAACACACCGGUGCGGCGGGUGUGGUAGCAUGA
Molecule: messenger RNA, 171 nt
Organism: Sparassis crispa
Lineage: Eukaryota; Fungi; Basidiomycota; Agaricomycetes; Polyporales; Sparassidaceae
Exons: 2
Coding region: 1-171 (56 amino acids)
Source: RefSeq, a predicted model, not a curated record